AUGCGACCAUGUCUGUGGGCAAACAGGAGCAUCGCUGGACUCUUCAGUCGCUCAAGGCCUCACAGUGCGACGUCUAGCUUCCAAUUCGCCUUCUCAGGCGCGCGCAAAUCCUUGAGCACCACCGCUCGCCUUGCUGCAUCCCCCAAAGUCCAAUCUCCCUUGGAGGAACGAGUCUCCAAAAUCCCCAUUGAGCGAUUUCGAAACUUCUGCAUCGUCGCUCACGUCGAUCAUGGCAAGAGCACGCUCAGCGACCGACUCCUGGAGCUCACAGGCACGAUUGAGCCUGGAGGCAAGAAGCAGUUUCUGGAUAAGUUGGAUGUGGAGCGAGAAAGAGGUAUCACGGUCAAGGCGCAGACAUGCUCCAUGAUUUACAAUCACAAUGGAGAGGAUUACCUCCUGCAUUUGGUGGAUACGCCUGGACACGUAGACUUCAGGGCGGAAGUGAGCAGAAGCUAUGCCAGUUGUGGCGGCGGUACGUCUGCACGGCAAUGAAGUUCAUCUUCCUAUGCUGACGUCUACUUGUAGCUCUCCUCCUCGUCGAUGCCUCUCAAGGAGUCCAGGCGCAGACCGUCUCCAACUUCUACCUGGCGUUUGCACAGAAUUUGGCUCUAGUGCCUGUACUGAACAAGGUGGACCUUCCCUCUGCCGACACUCAGCGCGUCCUGGAACAGCUUCGAGACACUUUCGAAGUCGACUCCUCGAAGGCCAUCUCUGUCUCCGCGAAGACCGGGCUUAAUGUCGAGAAGCUAUUGCCGACCAUCGUGGAUCAGAUACCGGCGCCGGAAGGAAGGGAUGACGCGCCGCUAAAACUUCUGCUGGUCGACAGCUGGUAUGAUAACUACAAAGGAGUCAUACUUCUUGUCCGGAUCUUCGAAGGCAAGGUCAAAGCUGGCGAUCGCCUGGUGUCGUUUGCCACGGACCUGGAGUAUAUUGUUGGUGAAGUGGGCAUCAUGUAUCCGCUGGAAACCCCUCAAACUUGUCUCCGUGCAGGUCAGGUCGGCUAUAUCUAUUUCAACCCUGGCAUGAAGCGCUCAAAAGAAGCCAAGGUCGGCGACACGUAUACGACAGUCGGCAGCCGAGACAAGGUUAAACCACUGCCUGGGUUUGAGGAACCGCAAAGCAUGGUCUUCGUCGCUGCUUUCCCGACAGACCAGGGAGAUUAUGCUCAUCUCGAGGACAGCAUCAACCAAGUCACUCUGAACGAUCGUGCUGUAACGGUCACUAAGGAAAGUAGUGAGGCUCUGGGCGCGGGGUGGCGGCUGGGCUUCCUGGGAACGUUGCACUGCUCUGUCUUCGAGGAUCGCUUGCGUCAAGAGCAUGGAGCGAACAUCAUCAUCACACCUCCCAGUGUGCCUUUCAAAGUCGUUAGAAACGAUGGCAAAGAGGAGAUCAUCAGCAACCCGAACAAAUUCCCGGAAGGGCAAGAGAUUCACUCACACGUGGCUUCACUGGAGGAGCCAUACGUCUAUGCGACCAUCACCACACCAGAGGAAUACUUGGGAAAGGUCAUUGAAAUGUGUGAGGGGAAUCGUGGGCAGCAAGAGUCGUUGUCAUUCUUUACAUCUACUCAAGUCAUCUUGAAGUAUCUCCUGCCACUCGAGCGUCUCGUAGACGACUUCUUUGGCAAGCUCAAAGGCGCUACCAAGGGCUAUGCUUCGCUCGACUACGAGGACGCCGGCUAUCGCAAAGCCAACAUCAUCAAACUCCAGCUUCAUGUGAACAAGGUGCCCGUGGACGCCGUUGCUCGAGUUGUCCAUCAUUCCGAAGCUGCUCGGAUCGGAAAGCAAUGGGUGGCCAAGUUCAAGGAACACGUGGACCGACAAAUGUUCGAGGUUGUGAUUCAAGCUGUUGCCGGUCGACAAGUGGUUGCUCGCGAGAGCUUGAAGCCGUUCAGGAAGGAUGUGCUCCAGAAGCUGCAUGCUGCAGAUGUGAGCCGGCGGAGGAAGCUGCUGGAGAAACAAAAGGAAGGUCGCAGGAAACUUCGAGCCGUUGGCAACGUGGCGAUCGAUAACAAGGCCUUCCAGGCCUUCCUUGCCAAGUAG
Molecule: messenger RNA, 2042 nt
Organism: Lecanosticta acicola
Lineage: Eukaryota; Fungi; Ascomycota; Dothideomycetes; Mycosphaerellales; Mycosphaerellaceae
Source: the annotation of a GenBank genome assembly